Molecule: messenger RNA, 2094 nt
Organism: Sungouiella intermedia
Lineage: Eukaryota; Fungi; Ascomycota; Pichiomycetes; Serinales; Metschnikowiaceae
Source: the annotation of a GenBank genome assembly
AUGAGUAAUCCGCACAGCAGCCAGUCCCACGCUGCGUUAGCUGCUGCUCCUUCCAUCAUGGAAAUCUUCACCCAGGCCAAAAAGCUUUUGGCGCUUCAACCCCGUGUGGAAAACCGCCAGUUGCGCAAGGAUAGCGCCCACACCCAACAGCUGAGAAACUCCUCGGUGGAAGUCACUCCACCAUCGCACCAUGUGCUCUCCAACGAUCCAUCCAAGGCGCUUGACUUAUUGCUGCCACUCCUGGUGGACGACACACGGGGCUCCACAUUGCUGACUGUGGUUAAGGUGCCCGUGAAAGUCAAGAAACUGACUUCUCAGCUGGAAAUCACUCCAUCGUCCAUGAACGACAGCCCGCCUAGCAACUGUGCACCUCUGGUGGUGUCUGAUCCCGUAUGGACUGCCAAGGCCACGAUGCUGGUCCUGUCCAUUAAGAAAGAACCUUCUGAAGGUGUUUCUGCUAUCCAAGUUCAGUCUUUCAAUAUGAAUGGCUCCACCUCAAACAACUCGGUUAAUAGCAUGAACAGUGACGGUGUCACCUUAGGCAGAAAUGGCAAUAUCAAUGGCAAUGGCAAAAUCUCUGAUAUUGCUAACCAUGACCAUGGCUCCAAUAUCAAUGGCUCCAACUUUAAUGGUUCCCAUGUGAUCAACACCAAUAACAUCAGCACUCUGCGCAAAUCAAAUCUCACAAGUUCGCUUCAGAACCAACUGCGAGAGUUGGAGGCUAAGGACAAGAAGCCAACAGACCCCAAGGCUGCCUCAAGGCAAAAACACACCGAAUGUUUCAAUUGUCAUACGCUAAAAACCCCACUAUGGCGUAAGGAUCCAACAGGAAAUACUCUAUGUAAUGCCUGUGGGCUCUUUUACAAGUUGCAUGGCACAACAAGACCGUUGUCGCUCAAAACAGAUGUCAUCAAGAAGAGAAGUUCUCGUCGCCCAUCUUCCACUCCGAAGGGCGCAACUGCAGCACAAGCUAACCCCUCUGGGAGCACCCCUUCUUCAUUUCCUAGAAGUACGAAUUCGGUGUCAGAUUUCCGCCUUCGUCCGGAAGGUAUGGAUAGCAUACCUAUUCAAUCGUCUUCUGUUUUCUCCACUGGAGCAACUUCGGGACUGUUUGGGAAUAAUAUGUACAAUUCGGUUGGUUCGGCCAUGGACCCAGCUUCCAGACCCAAAAAUGUGCCAAUCCUUCCUAAACCAUCGUUUGCUGGUUCAGCUUCCAACUCUUUAGCAUCUACUCCGGUCAACAGUGGCUCCUUCACAUUCAGAUCCGCCAACCAGGCUCACCCAUCCACGCCCUCGUCUCCUUAUAGCACAAGUGCUACCCUGGAGUACAAGCGCAAAAAGUCUGAGGUCAACAUACAUGAAAUGUCUGACUCCUAUGGCCGGAGGAUCCCUUCGCUGCUCACUAUGAGUAGUUCGUUCACGAACUUGAACCCUACAAUCAAGAGAGGCUUCCUGGCUACUUCUGUUAACCGCAGAACAUCAUUGACAAAUCUAAACCGCAAACAGUCAUACGCAAGCUCGCAGAACUAUGGAACCCCUCCAUCAAGUGGGCCUACGCCUGGCAAUAUUGGAUACCAAAAUUUGAAGCUAGCAUCAACGCCACAGCCAUUUACGCAAAGUAAUGCUACUUACUUUGAUCACCCUUCGGCACCACCAUCAUUUGUUCAUCCUGAAAGCAUUUCUCUGUCACAGGGAAUCAAUGCUUUGGCCGAGGAUAGCCAUUCGGUGCCUUCCCCUUCGUCGUACUCGAGUAGCGGUCAAGUGACUGCGAGACAGUCAUUUGCUGCUCCGUCGGAGUUGGCAAACUACGUUGGUUCUCUCAAGAGUAAAAACCCCGACGAUAUGGAUACAGACGAUUUCUUCAAAAACUACACUUCUCUUCAUAAUGACAUGGACGACGAGAUGACGCCGUUGGAGGAUGAUAAUAUGAUUACCGAUAUGGGUAAUCGGUAUGAAAUCAAACCUACGAACGCUACAUCCUCUCUUACUCACGGACUCAAAGGACAAGCCAACCAGCACAGAGGCUUGCUCCAUAAUACCUAUAACGACGCUAAUGAAAAUGGUGAUCUAGAUUGGCUAAAAUUUGAAAUUUAG